UGAGUGAGGGCCAGGCAGCGAUAGAAUGUAACCAUCCAUCAGUGGGAAGGCUACAUGGUGAAACGACACAGUGUGGUGAGUUGCUGAUGAUGAGGGUGGGCAUGGCCUGUCCUCUGGAGUCCAGUUCUCAAUCAAGCCUGGCAGUAUAUGAGGGACUUGUGUUGCGGCAGCAUGAGAGAUUGUAUUUCCAGGAGAGAGAGGGGGCUGUUCCGGAGUUUGUGUUCAUUGCCGUUGUCUUGUCUGCUUGCUUGCCCUUCUUGCUGUUUUCAUCCACUUACCUUUAUCCAAGGAGAAGGAAUAGGGUUAAUCCAUCUGGAGUUAAGCGAAGUUGGCAGCAGGUCAAAGUGAAAUAUAAGAACAUGGUGCAAACAGCCAAAAAAGCGGAGAGGCGAAAGUCCAGGGAAGGCCCAUUGCAGCCUUGCUUUUCUGCUGCAGAUGAACUGAUGGAUGAGACCCAAAAAUUCUGUUCCACCAUAGACAGUAUCACAGGAGAAACCUCCUCCACAGAGCUCGAUUCAACACUCUCCCACUCAAACUUUGUGAGAGUGCUAGCAAAUCAUAUGACAUCAGAGGAGGCGGCUGCAGAAUCGGGGUCCGAAGUGUCUUUAAAUAAUGUACCGGUUAUAUACAUUGACAAUGCUGAAGAAAUGACGUCAGGAUCCUCUAUACAUGAGGAUCCAAGCAUAAAUGAGACCAUACCCGAGGCAGUACCAUCCACUUCCCAAACACGGGACAGACAGGAGGACAAAUCAAGAAAGCCCUCAAGUGUUAAUGUAAAGGAAUUGUAUAUGAAAUACUUGCAACAGGAGAUAGAUUACAGGAAAUUAAAGAUGCAAAAGAUGUCCUUGGAGAUGAAAUUACUUGAGAAACAACUAAAUUCAUGAACCAUAAGGAAUGGAAGUGAAUCAUGCUUUUAUACAGAUAUUCUAAUCUUUCAGUUUCACCUUUUGAAUAAAUGU
This is a messenger RNA of Esox lucius (northern pike), 959 nucleotides long. RefSeq lists its product as uncharacterized. The coding region runs from base 87 to 884 and encodes 265 amino acids. The record is from RefSeq and is a predicted model, not a curated record. The transcript has 9 exons. Lineage: Eukaryota; Metazoa; Chordata; Actinopteri; Esociformes; Esocidae.